AUGAACUGCCUCAAGGUCGUCGCCCAGCGAGCAGCCACGCGCUCAAUUGUGCCCCGCACCGCGGCGCUGUCGGCAAGGAGCAUCUCAACCUUCGAAAGCAGCGAUUACAAGUCCCCCUUUGCGGCCUCCGGAAAGAAGGACACCACCCGCAUCCCCGACUUCUCGAAAUACAAGGGUGGUAACCCUAAUUCCAACAAGUUGUUUGGGUACUUCAUGGUUGGUACUAUGGGAGUGUUGUCGGCGGCGGGAGCGAAGGCUACUAUCCAAGAUUUCCUGGUGAACAUGGCUGCCUCGGCCGACGUUUUGGCCAUGGCUAAGGUCGAAGUUGACCUCACUGCUAUUCCCGAGGGCAAGAACGUCAUUAUUAAAUGGCGAGGAAAGCCCAUCUUUAUCCGCCACCGAACACCCGACGAGAUUGAGGAGGCCAACGCCGUCAAGAUUGAGUCUCUGCGAGACCCCCAGACCGAUGCGGAACGUGUCAAGCAGCCCGAGUGGCUCGUCAUGUUGGGAAUCUGCACCCACUUGGGUUGUGUGCCCAUUGGUGAGGCUGGUGACUUUGGUGGUUGGUUCUGCCCUUGCCACGGUUCCCACUACGAUAUCUCUGGCCGUAUAAGGCGUGGUCCUGCACCACUCAACCUUGAGAUUCCAGAAUACGACUUCCCUGAGGAGGGCAAGCUUGUCAUCGGUUAA
Messenger RNA from Morchella importuna, 690 nucleotides. RefSeq lists its product as uncharacterized. The transcript has 5 exons. Gene Ontology annotation, cellular component: membrane. The record is from RefSeq and is a predicted model, not a curated record. Gene Ontology annotation, molecular function: quinol-cytochrome-c reductase activity; 2 iron, 2 sulfur cluster binding. Lineage: Eukaryota; Fungi; Ascomycota; Pezizomycetes; Pezizales; Morchellaceae. Gene Ontology annotation, biological process: mitochondrial electron transport, ubiquinol to cytochrome c. The coding region runs from base 1 to 690 and encodes 229 amino acids.